Molecule: messenger RNA, 912 nt
Organism: Hansenula ciferrii
Lineage: Eukaryota; Fungi; Ascomycota; Saccharomycetes; Phaffomycetales; Wickerhamomycetaceae
Gene: PEX19
Product: Pex19p
Exons: 1
Coding region: 1-912 (303 amino acids)
Biological process (GO): protein import into peroxisome membrane
Cellular component (GO): peroxisome; peroxisomal membrane
Source: RefSeq, a predicted model, not a curated record
AUGCCUUCAGAAGAGAAGUUAGACAAGAAACAGCCAGUGGGUGAAGAUUUGGACGAUUUGGAUGAUUUGGAUGACUAUUUGGACGAUUUCGCUGAUGAUAUAUUGAGUAAACCACCAGGACAUGAUUUAGAAUCACAUAACCAAGAUUCAAAAGAUCAAGAGAAGGAUACUACUAUAGAUGGUGAACCUCUUUCUAAUUCAGAUAAACAACAGAUUGAAGAUCUUUUGAAACAAUUGGAGAGUGAAUCCCCAGAAGCUAGACAACAAUUGGAUGCAUUAUUGAAAGAUGUAUCAACUUUAAAUGGUCCAAGUGAUGUGAAACCAAAUGAACAACUUCAAAAAGAUUCUAAUGAUAAAGAUUUGAAAGAUACCAUAUCGAGUACGUUAAACAGAUUAAAAUCAAGCGGUGCUAAAGUUGAUGAAUCCAUUAAGAGUGAAGAACCAGAUCAAUUUUUGAAUGAUCUUUUUAAUCAAUUGAAUCUUGAUGGUGAAGGAAAUCCAGGUGAAGAUGGUGAUUUUGAUAUUACUAAAUUACUCGGUGAUAUGUUGGAACAAUUAGCUUCUAAAGAGAUUUUGUAUGAUCCACUUAAAGAUUUAUCAUCAAAAUAUCCAAAAUGGAUUGAAGAAAAUAAAAAUAAAAUUACUAAAGAAAAAUUGGAACGUUAUACUAAACAAUCAGAUAUCGUGAAAAGUAUAGUGGAUAAAUUUGAUGAAGAAUCAUAUAGUGAUUCAAGUAAACCACAUAAAGAAUUCAUUUCAACUAAAUUAGAAGAAAUGCAAAAUUCUGGUAAUCCACCUGAAGAUUUAGUUGGUGAUUUUAAUAAAACUGGACUUCCUGGAUUAAAUUUUGGUAAUGACGAUUUACCAGAUAAUUUGGAUAAAGAAUUGGAACAGAACUGUGCUAAUCAAUAA